AUGAUAUGGAAGAUCAAAGGAGAACUUUUCAGUCAGGUGGAGCAGGAGAAUUUCCAAACAAUUUAUUCCUCGCCAGAUCUCCGCAUUGGGCUUCCAGGAUUCCUGAGAUACAAAAGAGAGUCUCAGGAGAGGAUGUACAGUCCUCAGGGCUUCUGUUGUGAGAAAUACAAAGAGUUGUUUGAGAUUGUAGCCCACGAGAAACAUCUGGCUGUGAAGCGUUCGGGAAGGUCUAGUGGAUUUGACCGACUAGACAACCUCUUUACCAAUAAGAACGAAGAGCUACAAGUUAUAGCACAAGAAAGAGGAAAACACAGACAGCAGCAGAGAGAGAUUGAAAGAUUCAACAGUUUCUUGGCUGCAAAGAACAAUGUGUCCAAAACUAAGACAGUCAUAAGUUUUCGGCUGUCUAACUGUGCGCCCAAAGAGAAUAUCUGGAAAGUUCAAAAGGGCAUGCAUGAGAAGAGCUCUGAACAAUUGCCAGGUGAUGGGCCUUCUACACUGUGGUCAUUUGGGUUUGGCUUUACUCAUCAUCAGAACAAUUCAGGUUUCUUGGAAAAGUUCUAUUCCAAUGGAGAUAAAUUUCUUACUUUGUUUCCAGAUGGCUCGGCUCAAGUUUUCUAUCCUUCAGGAAACCUGGCAAUCAUUAUCCUCAUUAGUAAGAGGGAAAGGGUCUGCAUCAUACAUGAUGAUGUGACUGCUCCCCUUUGUCCAGUCAGAGCCCUCUUCCAGUCUGAUGGCAGAGCCACUUGUUACCAUGGCAACAGCAGCAUUUGGUUGAGUAUGGAUGCUUGGGGUGGGCAAACUCUAGAUGAGAGUGGGGCAAGGAUCAGAACAUGGAGCUGGACAGACCAUGCUCAAACGCAGACAACCCUGAGACCGAUCUUUCUGUCACUCAAUUUAAACAUAGGGGUUCGAGUUCUUGGGCGACAGUUGGUGUUUGUGUCAUUCCUUGCCAUGGGACAGCAAGCUAGGUUCAGAGUGGGUAGCUGCAUCUCGUCCACAGACCACAACACGCUUCCUCCUCGACCACUCAUGUGUAAAGAAGAGCUUGUACUUCUGGCAUGUAGGAUCGGCCUUCACAUGGCUCUGAUACGAUUACAGCAGUGCCAGGCCUUCCCAUCCAGCUCCACGCACCUGCAGGUCAGACCUCCACCCUUUCUCCACUCACUGGCCCGGAGGCUGCGUAGCAUGAGCUGCAGAGUGCAGAUGGAUGAAUCAGACAAGGCAUUUAUCCAGCACUGUCUGCAUGAACUUGGAAUGAAUGAAAUAACUAUAUUUUAAAUACGGCCCGCUUUAGCAAAUACUACAAAACAUGCGUGAGCAGUCUCACUCAACUAACUUUGGAAGCUUUAAAAUAAUUAAUAAUAACUUUAAUUGCAUGAAGAGAAACUAGUAGCUACAAUUAUUUUAAAUAUCUCCUCUUUUGUUUCACAGAAGUAAGUCAUACAGUUUUGCAACAAUAUGAGGAUGGAAUUUUUUGAACUAAUCUUUAAAGGAACAUUCCAGGUACAAUACAAGUUAAGCUCAAUCGACUGUUUUUGUAGCAUAAUGUUAUUACCACAAAAAAUUAUUUCGACUCGUCUCUCCUUUUCUUCAAGGUUACAAAUCGAGGUUACGGUGAGACACUUACAAUGGAAGUGAAUGGGGGCCAAUUUUUGUAGUGUUUAUAGACAGAAAUGUGAUGCUUAUAAUUUAUAAAUGCACUUACAGUAAUUCUGUUAAAACUUGUGUAUUUCUGGAGCUGUGAAGUUGUUAAAAAUGUUGUUUUUGCGAAUUACAGGAUUUCUUAUGUUCUUGUAAGUUGUAAAAUUAUAACUUUACACAGAAAAGGUUAGUAUGCCAUUUUAUCCAACUAAAAUCUUGUUACCACGCAUAUUGUUUACGUCUUGCGGCUAUACUUUUGAAACAGUGAGUUUUUAACCUUUACGGAUUGGCCCCCAUUCACUUCCAUUGGAAGUGCUUCACUGGAACUCAGAUUUUUGCUUUUUUUUUUUCUUUUUUUUUUUAACAACAGGAGGGAGAGGUUGAUAUUAAUUAUUUUAAUCGUUAUUCCAAAAAUUCUGCCAUAAAGACAAAAGAAAUUGCUAAUCCAAAGACUUAAUUCCAUGUUGUAAAGAUUAUAGCUUUCAAAGAAAAAACUAAAAAAUCUGAUUAUUGUGCAAGGAGCCUAACUGGAAAUAAUUGGGCAAUUAUUAAAGUAACCACAAUAUGGUGUUCCUUUACAGUAAGAAUUAGGUUUCUACUUAAAGCCAUACUGCUAAAUACGAAACAUCCAGAACUAGGAUCCACAAGUCUACAAUAGGAUGCUUAGACGGUGUAGCUAGGAUCAGAUUUUUCCCCUGAAGUGAUCUGGAUAAGAGUAGACUAAGGCUGAUUAUAGGUUAAAGACAUUACAUGAGUGAACCAAGCAACAUGAAGUGGCACGUGA
This is a messenger RNA of Myxocyprinus asiaticus (Chinese sucker), 2428 nucleotides long. Its product is annotated as glutamate-rich protein 6. NCBI's taxonomy places the organism in Eukaryota, Metazoa, Chordata, Actinopteri, Cypriniformes, Catostomidae. The transcript has 9 exons. The record is from RefSeq and is a predicted model, not a curated record. Bases 1 to 1281 code for a protein of 426 amino acids.